AUGACGGCAAGCUCGAACCCUUCAAAAGCUGGUUUUGAUGUGAUCUAUUCAGAUUCGCCAGAAUCGAUGAUUCAGAUGCGCUACUUCUUUAAGGUACUCGCAAACGCUCGUCAAUUACUGUUGAUGACAAAAGGUGGUAAUGGAGUGAUUUUGUCGAGUGGAGCUGAUGAAAUCAUUGACUUGCGGGCACCGUACGACGCGAUUAAUAUGUGCAUUUUGUUUGGGGCAAGACGUGAGGAGUCGAGGAAAUUCAUUGCUGGUAAUGCAAGAAAGGUAUUACUGAGAGCCGAAUCUCGUAAAACGGUGAAGGGUGCUGUGUUGAUUAGCAGUGUCAACGAGAUAACCAGCAAACUGAACGAUCACCAAAAAGAACUGAAGAAAUUGUUAUCGAUACCUGAAUUUAAUGCCCAGUUCGAGAUUGCCAACGAAGAAGACACUGAAUCGGCUAAUGAAGACGCCACUAAUAAUGUUGAUUCACAUCCGUCUGAAAGUGCACAAAAAUCAUCUGAGAUUCCUGAAUCACAGUCAUCUCUUGAUUGUAGCUGA
This is a messenger RNA of Anisakis simplex (herring worm), 546 nucleotides long. The record is from the annotation of a GenBank genome assembly. Lineage: Eukaryota; Metazoa; Nematoda; Chromadorea; Rhabditida; Anisakidae.